Saccharomycopsis crataegensis is the source of this 1419-nucleotide messenger RNA. RefSeq names its product Djp1p (gene DJP1). Bases 1 to 1419 code for a protein of 472 amino acids. The record is from RefSeq and is a predicted model, not a curated record. Gene Ontology annotation, cellular component: cytosol. The transcript has a single exon. Gene Ontology annotation, biological process: protein import into peroxisome matrix. NCBI's taxonomy places the organism in Eukaryota, Fungi, Ascomycota, Saccharomycetes, Ascoideales, Saccharomycopsidaceae.
AUGGUUGUCGAUACUACAUACUACAAGACAUUGGAAGUGGAAGUCGAUGCCAGUGCCCAACAAAUCAAAAAGGCCUAUCGUAAACUUUCAUUGAAGUACCAUCCGGAUAAAAACCCUGCUCCAGAGGCAAAAGAGAAGUUCCAGGACAUAACAGCAGCUUACCAGGUGCUUUCUGAUGAGCAACUAAGAGCAAAAUACGAUAAAUAUGGUAAAGAAUCCGCAGUGCCAGAACAAGGGUUUGAAGAUCCGUCUGAAUAUUUUGCAAUGAUCUUUGGUGGGGAAGCAUUCAAAGAUUAUAUUGGGGAAUUGACGUUGUUGAGGGAUUUGGCAAAGACCACCGAAUUGUCCCAAGAAGCUGAAGAGACCGCUACUGAGACCACUGGGAAGGAAGAAUCUAGUAAUAAUAGUUCUGCCACAAAUAAUAAUGAACCAUCUAACUACUCCCAGCCACCGACCAUGGCAAGAUUAACUCUUGAAGAUAAAGUAAUACCAGAAACUGGAAAUCAUCAGCAGACUCACUCUCCUCAGCAUGUUUCUAACGAUAUCUCAAUUGCUGAACAACAAAAAAAAGAAGAAGAAGAAAGAAAGAGAAAAAUUGCCGAGAAGCAGAAAGAAGAGUUGAAGAAAUAUGAAGAAGAGGCCAGAUUGAAAAAAGAAGAAACAAGAAAAGAGUUGGUGAAUACCUUGAUUUUGAAAUUGUCAAUUUGGACCGAAAGUCCUAUGGAUAGAAAUUGUGCCAUGGCGUUUGAAGAAAAAUACAAGGCCGAAGCAGAGUUACUCAAGAUGGAAUCUUUUGGUUUGGAUAUACUUCACACUGUUGGGGACGUCUAUAUUUCUAAAGGUACUAUCUUCAUUAAAAGUCAGAAAUUUUUGGGAAUGGGCGGGUUCUUCUCAUCAGUUAAAGAAAAGGCAGGUGUGGUAAGUGAUACUUUCAAGACCAUUUCUUCAGCUUUGGAUGCACAAUCAACAAUGGAAGAGUUCACAAAAAUGCAAGAAAAGGAAGAAGGGAUCCCCGAACCAACCCCUGAGGAAAUUGCAGAAAUGGAAAAAUUGCUUAUAGGUAAAGUGUUAGCCGCUGCUUGGCAUGGAUCGAAAUUUGAAAUUCAAGGUACCGUCAGAAGUGUUUGUGAUUCUAUACUAUACGAUAAGCAAGCACCGUUAUCCAAGAGAAUGGAAAGGGCUCAAGCUUUAGUCAUAUUGGGGAAAGUUUUCAAAAAGACCACUAGAACUGCUGCUGAAAAUGAAGAAGCCAGAGUUUUCGAGGAAUUGGUGGCGGAGGCCCAAAAACACAAGGGUAGAAAACAGACCAAGAAAGCCAAAAAGGAAGAAAAGGAUAAAGUUGCUGGAGGGGCUGCUGCUGAUGCAUUUGCUUCAGUUGCAGAAGACCAUGAUAAUUUGAAUGGGAGAUCAGGAAUUUGA